Molecule: messenger RNA, 1646 nt
Organism: Suricata suricatta (meerkat)
Lineage: Eukaryota; Metazoa; Chordata; Mammalia; Carnivora; Herpestidae
Gene: ARID3C
Product: AT-rich interaction domain 3C
Exons: 7
Coding region: 1-1224 (407 amino acids)
Biological process (GO): regulation of transcription by RNA polymerase II
Cellular component (GO): nucleus
Molecular function (GO): DNA binding
Source: RefSeq, a predicted model, not a curated record
AUGGAGGCCCUGCAGAGGCAGCAGGCAGCCCGCCUGGCCCAAGGGGUGGGGCCAUUGGCCCCUCAACGCCCACUGCCACCACCACUGCCUCCCUUGCCUGGCCCCCGUCCCCUGCAGGCCCCUGAGGGGGCCUUAGGGGAGGUUGGGACUGAAGAAGAGGAGGAUGCAGAAGAGGAUGAGGAAGGGGAGGAAGCCGGGGCAGAGGAGAAGAGCCGUCCAGGGACACGGGGCCCCAGCUCACCUCCAAGCCAACCCCCUGGAGCUCACCCCCACGAAUGGACCUAUGAGGAGCAGUUCAAGCAGCUGUACGAGCUUGAUGCAGACCCCAAGAGGAAGGAAUUUCUGGAUGACCUGUUUAGCUUCAUGCAGAAGAGGGGGACGCCAGUGAACCGCGUGCCCAUCAUGGCGAAGCAGGUGCUGGAUCUGUACGCGCUGUUUCGCCUGGUGACAGCCAAAGGCGGCCUGGUGGAAGUCAUCAACCGCAAGGUGUGGCGGGAGGUCACGCGCGGCCUCAGCCUGCCCACCACCAUCACGUCGGCAGCCUUCACUCUACGCACCCAGUACAUGAAGUACCUGUACCCGUACGAGUGCGAGACGCGUGCGCUCAGCUCCCCCGGGGAGCUCCAGGCAGCUAUCGACAGCAACCGGCGCGAGGGCCGUCGUCAAGCUUAUUCCGCCGCCCCGCUCUACGGCUUAGCUGGGCCUACACCUCGGGGCACUCUGGGCCCAGUCUCGGGUCCUGGCCCCGCCCCGCCCCCGCCCCCGCCCAGCCCACGCCCUGCCCAGGGCUCCGCCUCCGGCCUGCCGGCACACGCCUGCGCGCAGCUGAGUCCGAGCCCCAUUAAGAAAGAGGAAAGCGGAAUUCCAACCCCUCGACUGGCACUGCCUGUGAGCCUGGCUUUGGGACCUGCAAGGGAGAAGUUGGCACCAGAGGAGCCCCCAGAGAAGAGGGCUGUGCUGAUGGGGCACAUGGACCCACCUCGACCUGGAGCUCCCCACAGUUUCCUAACCCGUGGCAAGGCUCCCCUGAGGGAAGAGCGGCUGGAUGGGCCUCUCAAUCUGGCAGGCAGUGGUAUCAGCAGUAUCAACAUGGCCCUAGAGAUCAACGGGGUGGUCUACACUGGUGUCCUCUUUGCUCGCCGCCAGCCUGUACCAGCUUCCCAGGGCUCAACCAACCCUGCACCUCCACUGCCUACAGGGCCACCGUCCAGCACCUCACCCUGAGAACUCCCACUCAGAAUUAAGAGUCCCAGCCCCAAUGCUGAGGGGGGAGGUUACAUCCCCUUACACCUUGAUUCUUCUAGGGUACCCAGUCUAGGACCUGGCCCUGGGAGAUGACACCCCUCCCCCCAUGCCCUGUGGACUUGAAGCCAAAGAAUUUUCUUUUGAUAUUUCAUCUACCUCAUUGUAAAAGGAGAGCACUUCCUCCUUGGCCAACUCCAGCAGCAUCUACCAAAGAGCUCUGCCCUCACUAACCCCCAUCAUUUCCUCUUGUACUCCCUGUGUCAGUGUCAUCUCUAGGAUCCCACCUUUUGAGAGCAGACCUGCUUCUCUCUUCAGGAGCCAGGUGAAAGGUUAGGUUGGGGUGUUGUGAAGGAGAUAUCCCUUAGGUCACAUCUGAAUAAUAAAGCUGCAGUCCCUCCCUC